AGUUACCGAGCGAAACUUGCAAUUUUGAGAUUCUCAUUUGUGAAGUAUCAAAUAUCUUCGGAAGUGUUACGGAACGAAAGGCAUCUCCGACCAAACAGAAGGUUCCGAGGGUCAAACACAGAGAGUGAGAGUCGAAGCUUUGUUUUCAAUCUUUUCAUACCCUUUCUCUUUCUCUUACCCUCACUCUCACUCUCAUACAUCUCAGAGGGGAAACAGAGAAAGAACAUCGAAGAAGCAAAUCUUUCUUCAGACGAAAGUUGCGGAUCCAUAAAGGUGCCAAAACCGAAUUGGUUCAAUGUCUUGGCCUGCUCCAGAUGACGUCUUGCUCUCUACCUCCCUUGCCACAUACCUUGACAAAAAACUUCUUGUUCUCUUGAGAGAUGGUCGAAAACUUUUGGGGUUAUUGCGCUCUUUUGAUCAAUUUGCUAAUGUUGUUCUUGAAGGUGCAUGUGAGCGAUUGAUUGUUGGUGAUCUUUAUUGUGAUGUCCCUUUAGGCUUAUAUGUGAUUCGUGGAGAAAAUGUUGUCUUAAUUGGAGAGCUGGAUUUGGGUAAGGAGGAGCUUCCACAACAUAUGACUUGUGUGUCAGAGGCUGAAAUACGAAAGGUAAAAAGGCAGAGGGAGCAACGAUCAGAAGGGGUCGUCAGAGGGGUUGCCGGAGAUAAUAGAGAGAUGAGAGGGAUAGAGAGAGUGUGGGAGGCGAUAGAAUGA
This is a messenger RNA of Arachis ipaensis, 709 nucleotides long. The record is from RefSeq and is a predicted model, not a curated record. Lineage: Eukaryota; Viridiplantae; Streptophyta; Magnoliopsida; Fabales; Fabaceae.